AUGGGUGACUGGCUCCGCUCCCUCUUCCUAUCUCACCCCUCCGCCGCCCUAGCCGCCAGCCGCCGUGGCCGGAAUAUUGAGAAAACCGACCGAUUUCGACCCAAAACUUUCACCGCUCGUUCCGGCAAUUUCGACCACCAAUUUCUUCAAUCUAAGUAUGCUUUUUCAUCCUCUCAAUGUGUUCUAACUGAUGGUUGA
Messenger RNA from Prunus armeniaca (apricot), 198 nucleotides. Lineage: Eukaryota; Viridiplantae; Streptophyta; Magnoliopsida; Rosales; Rosaceae. The record is from the annotation of a GenBank genome assembly.